AUGACCAGCAGUAAGUAUAAGUAUACGUGGGGUAUAGUGUAUUGUAGAGAGACGAACCAGAUCCUUUUAUUAAACAGAGAAAAACACCCUUGGAUGGGCAGAUGGAAUGGAGUUGGAGGGAAAUUAGAUCAAGACGAAGAUCAAUUGACGUGUAUUAUAAGAGAAACCUGGGAAGAAACCGGAUUACAUUUACCACAAUACGAGCCUCGUGGAGUGAUGACAUGGAGUGAAAAUGGAAAUGACCUUGGAGGAAUGUAUCUUUUUACUGCAAUUGUUACAAAGCAGGAAGUUGAAAGUUAUCCUACGCCCAAAAAAUUCUGUCACGAAGGUAUAUUGGAUUGGAAGAAUUUGGAUUGGGUUAUGCAUCCCGAUAAUUCGGGUGUUGUAGAUAAUGUCAAGGUAAUGCUAUUAAAUUUGUUCAAAGCCUCAGAACGGUCUUUAUUUGUUACUGAGUAUCGGGACGGAAAACUAGCUGGGGUGGACUAUAUGCCCAACGGGCAUUGA
Debaryomyces hansenii CBS767 is the source of this 504-nucleotide messenger RNA. RefSeq lists its product as uncharacterized. The coding region runs from base 1 to 504 and encodes 167 amino acids. The transcript has a single exon. NCBI's taxonomy places the organism in Eukaryota, Fungi, Ascomycota, Pichiomycetes, Serinales, Debaryomycetaceae. The record is from RefSeq and is a predicted model, not a curated record. Gene Ontology annotation, molecular function: hydrolase activity.